This is a messenger RNA of Orbicella faveolata, 5075 nucleotides long. RefSeq names its product multiple PDZ domain protein-like. NCBI's taxonomy places the organism in Eukaryota, Metazoa, Cnidaria, Anthozoa, Scleractinia, Merulinidae. The record is from RefSeq and is a predicted model, not a curated record. Gene Ontology annotation, molecular function: protein binding.
GUUUACUAUUUACAAACGAUACGAAACUACAAGUUAUUCCAGGUAUUUACACUGAGUUUACUUAGCAUUCUUCGCAGAGAUGCUGCAUUUUAUCAGUUUGCUAUGAUCCCUAGAUCGUAAAUUUUAAGAAGAAGUGCUUUGUAUGCCGAAAAAGCCUCGAAGUUUCUCGCUGUAUCGCAGAAACUAAGCAACUAUAUUCGACCACGAUGCCUAUUUUAUCAGAUACAUCUCGAGCAGUGGAAAUUUUGGAUGGCUUUCAACAGAAGCUCAAAUCCCAAGGAGACACUGAUAAUGACGAGGAACUCGAGCGAAUCAAACAGAUGUUGGAAAGUCCUCUGUUUCGUCAGCUUUUGGUCAUACAACAGUCUGUGAGAGAGCUAAAUAAACAGCUAAAACAUAUACCUCCUGGAGCUGUUCAAGACUUUGAGUUCUCUCCAACAGGAGAACUGGUAUUUCCACACCAUUCUACAUCAGAAGGAGAAGAAACCACAAUAAGAAAUGAACCAANUAUAUAUAUAUAUAUAGUGCCUUCUGGACUGCUUGACGGGCGUCUACGAAGUGGUGAUCACAUUCUUCAAAUUGGUGAAGUUAAUGUUGGUGGCAUGGGUAGUGAACAGGUAGCUCAGGUGUUGCGUAAAGUGGGACAACACGUCAAACUUGUUAUUGCCAGACUGGUGACUGAUGAGUCCAAUGUUGAUGCUUCCUCCAGAGAAGAGGAAAUCAGGGAUGUACCUGUAGAAACAUUUGAUGUUGAACUUGUGAAAGACAGCAGAGGCUUGGGUAUUACCAUUGCAGGAUAUGUUGAACAGUCUCCAGAAACGGACUUAACCACCUUAGUAAUUAUUACAAUUUUUGCAGAUGGUUCUCUGCCAUGGCACAGAGUACAUGCUGUCAGUCCUGAGGGUCCUGUGGGAAAGAAUGGAAUUGUUCAACCUGGUGAUCAUCUAGUGGAGGUGAAUGGUGUCAGUGUCCUUGAGUUAAGUCAUUCAGAAGUUGUUGCACUGAUUCAAGGAUUGCCAAUGGACUUUCGAUUGGUAGUUGCUAGGAAACGUGACUUGACAGAGGAUGAACCAAUCACAGCAGAGGCUGAGUUGGACAUGGAAAGCCCACCAAAUGAGAGUCGGAGACCAGAUGAUGGAUAUGUUGACAUGGAUAUAACGACUCCAAGCCCCAUGCUGUCUGCCUUGCCUGAUAGCCCAAGUCCCACUGGGUUCAAUGAAUCCACUAUGUCGCAGUCCAUGUGGACUGAGGAGAUUGAGUAUGUGGAUCUGGAAAAAGGGGAUAGAGGACUGGGAUUUAGUAUCUUGGAUUACAAGGAUCCAGUCUCCCCUGAGAAGACCGUGAUUGUGAUCCGGAGCCUGGUACCUGGAGGUGUGGCAGAUCAAGAUGGCCGCCUGAAGCCAGUGGACCGUCUAAUGUCUGUUAACGAUACCAACCUGGAACAUUCCUCACUCAGUUUUGCUGUUGAGACACUCAAAGGAACGCCAAAAGGUAAAGUUAGAAUUGGUGUGGCCAGGCCAAUACCUUUGCCUGAUGACGAUGAAGAAUACGAGGAGAGCCCACCAGACACUGCGAGAUACAAUGACCAACAGGCCGCCCUGAUGGGUGAUAUUGAAGUUGAAAAGGAGAGUGAUAACGAGUCUAGUGGUAGCGAAAGUGAACAGUCAUCAAAGUUUGACUUUGGACCGCCGCUGUUGUUUUCAGGAGACUCCAUUGAUAUGGACAGUUUACCUGAUAAUAUUAAAUCAAGAAUUGAGACUAUCACUAUUCGAAGACAGAUGGUUGGAAAACUGGGUAAGUGGAUUGUUUGUGACUCGGGUUUUCAGUUGGAGAAUGAUGCCCUGUUCACAUUACGCCGGAGGAAUUUGAAAACGGAUCUUUGUCUCUUCUCUUACAAGGUGGAGCCCAGUAGUGUGACGGUGACCAGUGCCAGGCCCUCGGCCGAGGCAGGUAGUUUACCUUCAGAUGAGUCGCUCAGAAAAGACAUUCCAAUCCCCGCCAAAAAUCUGACAGCUGACGAGUUGGAGGAACCAAUCACAACCGUUGUCAAGACUGACGGUGUGCAAGCUGAGAUUGAGAGCAAGCUGAUAAAUCUACCACCUCGUUUUAAUGUGGUCAGGAGCGAAGAGGAUAGAAAACGACAACUAAGGAUAAAAUACCCGGAUGUUACUGGCGACUUUAUUUUCGCGGAUCUCGUGAAAGGAGGCACAGGAUUAGGUUUGAGUAUCGCGGGCGGCAAAGGCGCAGCGGCAAAUCGCAUUUUUGUGGUGGACGUCAAGCCAGGCGGGCCAGCGGAGAGGAAUGGAAAAAUCCAACAAGCUGACGAGAUCCUGGAGGUUAAUGAAGUCUCCAUUAGAGGGUUAACUCAUUACGAGGCCUCCGCAAUCCUGAAGAACACCCCACCAGAUGUUCAACUUGUGUUAGGUCGGUCACAAGAAGCCGCUGAUUUCCUUAGUCGAUCCAGGACACCGCCGGCUCAAGAAUCUCCCAGAGGCCAUCAGUGGUUCGAACCCGAACUGAAACCACUUAAUAUUCGCACCGUCGAGUCGUCACCCUCAGCACAACGAAGAGAGACCGGAAGUCCCAGACGGUCAAGUCCUAGCCCUAGUUCCAGUCCUCCACCGGUUGCAGAGGGUAUCGCUGUUUCACCCACGCUUUUGAAGGAACUCUCGGGGGGUCAGAAGGUUGAGGUUAUUGACUUUGUUAAGAGUGCGACCGGUCUUGGAUUCGCUGUAGUAGAAGGCCCAGGAUUUGGUGAGGGCGAGACGGGCAUUUAUGUGAAGGACAUCACUGAGGGAGGCCCUGCUCAAAAGGACGGCCGACUUAGAAAAGGAGAUCAACUGAUCGCAGUGGACAAUCAGCCCAUAGUGGGACUGACUCAUGCUGAGGCCGUUGUUAUAUUGAAGAGAACCAAGGGGAAAGUGUCACUUGUGGUUGCUAGGAAACAGGCACUUGUCGGAAGUCCACCUGCUUCCGAUAAACCAACAUCCUCCAGUGUUUCCCCGAGGAGGGAGACCGGAAGUCCUCGUGUUCACAAGAAAGGACCUCCUGUUGCCAAGAAACCAGUCAGGGGAUCUAUAUCAGAACCAGAAAAACCCGAAAGUCCGAGGAAAGCAGAGAGUCUUCAGUGGUCAAAAAAGGCCUAUGAGAGUUUGCCAAGCGUAAGUGCGCUGACCGGAAGUUUGCCGACCGGAAGUGCGCCGACAGGAAGUCCUGUGGCAUCGGGAAGUGAACCAGUACAACCGCAAGCUUUUGAGCCUGUAGUUCAGAUUGUCCAGCAGUCUCCCAGAGAAGCAGCACCUGCUUCGCCGACAUUAACCCCGCCCCCAGAUCCCCGCACUACACCGAUCAUUCCCGGUCAAGAAUGUGUGAUAGAAAUUCCUAAAGGCAACACAGGCCUCGGGCUGAGUAUAGUUGGCGGCGCAGAUACGCUGCUGGGCGCCAUCGUCAUCCAUGAAGUGUAUGAAGAUGGGGCGGCGGCUAAAGAUGGCAGACUUUGGGCUGGCGAUCAAAUUCUAGAAGUGAAUCAUGUCGAUCUACGCGAGGCAACACAUGACAUGGCCAUCACAGCUCUCAGACAGACUCCAGCUGUUGUUCGGCUGAUUGUUCUCAGGGACGAGUCCCAGUUUAAAGAUGAAGAAGCCUUUGAGUACCUCACGUUAGACUUAAACAAGGUUCCUGGGCAGGGACUGGGUUUAAGUAUUGUUGGAAGAAGGAAUGACACAGGAGUAUUCGUUUCAGACGUGGUCAAAGGAGGCAUCGCAGAGGCUGACGGUCGUCUUCUUGCUGGUGACCAGAUCCUCUCGGUAAAUGGCGAAGAUCUCAAGAACGCUACUCAAGAUAUAGCUGCUGCUGUACUGAAGCGCACCACCGGUCGUGUCAUUCUUGAAGUUGCUCGCCUGAAGCACGGCACCAGUUCCCGGCCGUCCUCAAUGAGCAGUUUGCCCAACAUAUAUCCUGGGACCGAAUCAAUGAGCAGCAUGGAAAAUAUCUCGGUCCAUGUGCCACUCGACCCAGAACAACCGGAAGUUGGUCCCGAUCCCUCAUCCGUUAACAGUCUUCCUCCGACAGGUUUCUCUCCGACUUCCUCCAUGGCGCAGGAAAAUGUUGAAUUUGUUCAGUCCGAUGAAGAAGGAGAUGAGGCACCUCUUGAACCGAAAAUUAUCGAGCUAGAACGAGGACCCGAGGGCCUGGGAUUCAGUAUCGUGGGCGGGCAUGGGAGUCCCCAUGGCGACCUGCCAAUCUACGUCAAAACUGUCUUCCCGACUGGCGCUGCGGCCCGUGAUGGACGACUGAAACGUGGUGAUCAGAUUAUAGCUGUGAAUGGAGAGAGCCUCGUGGGAGUCGCGCACGAGUCUGCAGUGUCUAUGUUGAAGAGAACCAAGGGAAGAAUUAUUCUUACAGUGCUUUCAUAAAGUCAUUGGAAUUCAACAGGGAGUGCAAUCUGUGUUGCAAAGCGACAGUGACUGCAUGGGCACCAUGUGCUUAUUUCGCCGUCAAAAGCCUCGGUGCAAACAAAUUGUGUUAAUUCAUAUAGCCAGCGAAACAAAUCUGUUUUAAGUUAAUAUGAUGCUGUUUUUCAUUCUUUCGAAAUAGCGACAACUUUGUUGGCGUUUUCGUUAUCAUUGAAGAUUUCGGUUUUGUAAUGUACCUGUAGAAUUGUAAAGGAUCUGUUGUCAUGUCAUGAAUUAUACCCCCACUGGUUUAAUAGUAAAAAGGCUUUGCGUAAGGAAGCCAAGAGCGCGAUUUUAGGUUUUUGUAUUAUUUUAUACUAUAAUUGGAGUUAAUUCAAUAGCCAGUUGACUAUUUUACCAGUAAACUAAUUGGAAAUUAUAUAGAUUAAAAGAAGCCACACACGCUUUUUGCGGGCUGAACCACCUCUUUUGAUGUUGUAGGAACACUCAAAAGGCUUGCAAUCGUUUCUUUAUCCCAUAAAACGUAAGUGGUUGAUGAAACAUUGAUUCAUUUAGGAACGUGCUAAUCGUUGAUUCCCAGUGGAAAUAACAAAUCACGAAUUUGUACUGCCAAGAGAGUAAAAAGCAAUUUAUUAAAAAAAAAGUUUCUCAAACAUUGUA